GUUGGCUAGUAAGUCACUACCGGUUAUUGGUCGAGUUUGACGCCAUGCCAGAUUUCUUGGGGAAAGACAUGUUUGAGACCGACAGUCUGCAGGUUCAGAAUGCUGCAUGUAAAACACAGCUAUGUAUUAGACACUUGUAAGAGCCUCUUGUCUUGCUGGGGGAACUACAUCGGAGGAAGGAGAUACGAAAGAUCUGAAAGAACGCGCAACCCUGAAGACAAGUAGCCUUGGAUUACUUGGUGACUCAUAGACAUGGCUAUUACAGAGCGGGUCUUUUUUCUCUUGUGUCUCAGUCUUCUCGCCAAGACCCAGGGUGUAGAGGGAUUGGAAGCAAACAACAGCAGCAGUGAGUGUACAUGGACACUUGCAGACCACGAACAGUACCUGUAUCGACGGACUAGCCAGAUCCGCUGGCCUGACCAGAACUGGCCCGUCGUCUCACCGGAGACGUGCUGGGGUUGGAAAUGUUUCAUCACAUCACAGAAGUUCCUACACAGCGGACAGUGGGAGGAUCUGUCGUCACUAGGCGAUGGUGUUUUGGAUAACGCUUUCACCAUAGCACAUGAAGAAAGUAGACAACCACAACACUGUAGAAGACUGUGGUUUGUUCAGUGGGAGGUGACUUCGAAUAUCACACGGUUAGAUGGGAUGGACAUCUAUGUAGACGUUACCUGCACGCUUUCAUUUCUGGGCGCCAUGCACACAAAAACGAACUGUCUGACAUUGAGGACAACAGAAAAACUAAUAGCUGAAACCUUGGAAACAGCCAGUGACAUGACCAUAACAAGUACAGCACAACCACGCUCCUCUCGUGCAAAUGGUGAGUGUAACUGGACGUUCGCAGACGACAGCCAACACCUGUACCGCCGCACAACACCUGUGCGCUGGAGCAACACAGACUGGCCAACCUCGCAGGUCACAAAAAUGAAAAUCUCCCCUGCCUUCUGCGGGCCGUGGUCAUGUUCUGUGUCCACCCAGCGGUUUUUGGACAACGGACAAUGGAAAAGUCUAACCUCACUUGGACAAGAUGUUGCUGGCGACAUCUUUGACAUUGCCUACAAUGAUAUAGUCAACGAGGGGAACUGUACGAGGGAAUGGUUUGUCAAGUGGAAUUACACCACAGCUGUGUCCCGGUUAGGACCACUGAUAUUUCAACUAGGAGUCCACUGCACCUCAGUCGGCAGACACACACAGACGGGCUGCAUUGCGUUCAAGACUAAAGGAACGCACCACCAACCCUCAACUACCACGCCCAUAACAACUUCAUGGCAGUCAACUUUAAGCAGCACGAGUACGGCAAGGUCAACGUCGGAAGACAGUACCACCUCGUCAGCAACAACGACAAGAUCAACUGUGGAGAAGAGCACUUCAAGGCAUACUACCUCAACACCGCCACCAACUACAACAAGUUCUACUUUGUCCCAUACAACAUGUUGUACAUAA
Molecule: messenger RNA, 1443 nt
Organism: Branchiostoma floridae (Florida lancelet)
Lineage: Eukaryota; Metazoa; Chordata; Leptocardii; Amphioxiformes; Branchiostomatidae
Exons: 11
Coding region: 253-1443 (396 amino acids)
Source: RefSeq, a predicted model, not a curated record